UCAAAAUGAUAAAAAUGUGGAAUGCUUUCCCUAAUAUAAAUAUUUAAAGGGUAAAUAACAGGUAUAUGUAACUAUAACAUGCGUUCAGUGUGUGUGUGUGUGUGUGUGUGUGUGUGUGUUAUGUGUGUGUAUGAACGAGAAGGGUCAAACAGUCGAGGGAGGAUGCACACACCGUUCUGCUGUUUUUCGGCUGACAGACAUUAGAUCAGACUCUGAACUGUUGAAGAAAAUGUUUCACAUGUUUAUUUUGUUCUGUAUGUGCUUGUGGAGCCUGAUUGGUGUGUUUAGUGACACAGUGUCAGUGAUGGAGGGAGAUUCUGUCACACUACACACUGAUCUCACUGAAAUACGUGAAGACGAUGAAAUACUGUGGAAUUUUGGGGCAAAAAAGUUUGUUUUAGCUAAAAUAAAUAUAGGGGCUGGAAUCUUCACCACAUAUGAUGAUGUUCCUGAUGGGAGAUUCAGAGACAGACUGAAGCUGAACAAUCAAACUGUAUCUCUGACCAUCACAAACAUCACAACUCAACACACUGGAGACUAUAAGCUAGAGAUACAUGGAGCGAAACUGACUUCAAAAGCAUUCAGUGUUUCUGUCUAUGCUCGUCUGCCUGUUCCAAACAUUACCAGAGACUGUAGUUCAUCAGGAUCAUCAUAUUGUUCACUGGUGUGUUCAGUGGUGAAUGUGGGUCAUGUGACUCUCUCCUGGUACAAAGGAAACAGUUUAUUGUCCAGCAUCAGUGUGUCUGAUCUCAGCAUCAGUCUCUCUCUACCUCUGGAGGUGGAAUAUCAGGAGAAAAACAGCUACAGCUGUGUGAUCAACAAUCCCAUCACAAACCAGACCACACAUCUGGACAUCACUCAACUCUGUCAACCAUGUAAAGAUCAGGGUCUAGCUUUAUCUUAUUUAGUGGUGAUCUCUGUUCCUGUUGCUGGAUCUCUGCUGAUUGUCACUGCAGUCGUGGUCUUCUGGAUCUACAAGAAAUACAGAAAAACUGAUCAAGAAGGCAAGUUCCUAAAUAUUCCCUAAAUUUUUGAUUAAUUUAAAUCCCUAAUUACCAUUUUAUAACAAUUCUUGUAGCUAACAUAAUGUAGUUCCCUUUUAUAAGAAAUUGAAAGAAAUAAUAAUAUGUAUUUAUUGGGUUGGUGGAUUCUGUGGAUUUACACUCAUGUGAGAAUACUUAUCUAUAUCUAUGUCUAUAUCUAUAUCUAUAUCUAUAUAACUGCACUGGUCAGCUAUCUUUACUCGUCUCAUUAGCACAAAAACUGCAUCAAAACACUGGAAACACAGGAAUGCGUUUUGUUGUUUUAAUCCAUCUGCAAUUGCUGUUGAAACAGUUGAGACUCAUGAUGACGAGAUAAUUUACACUGAGCCAGUGUUCUUCAAAAGAAAUGCACAUAAAUCGAAUAAGAUAGAUAAAGAGGAAGAGCAUGUGGACUAUACACCUGUCGCCAUGAGAAGAGAGGAAACUUAUACAAAACCCUCUGAGUCUGAGUCUGUGGUUGAGUUUAGGAAGUGGUCGGCUUAUUAGCAUGAUUUCUGAAGGAUCAUGUGACACUGAAGGCUGGAGUAAUGAUGAACAUUCAGCUUUAAUUACAGGAAUAAAUGACAGUUUACAAUAUGUUCACAUAGAAUACAAGUAAUGUUAAAUUGUAAUAAUAUUUCACAACAAUACCGUUUUUACUGUUUGUUUUUUUUUUCAUCAAAUUAACUUCUUAAAGACUUCUUAAAAAUAAAAAUAAUAAUAAUAAAUAUUCAAGCAUUUGACCAGUAGUGUUAUUAAUCAAUCCCAGAAAACAUACAAAGUCAAAGAAAACAAAAAAUACAAAUGUCUCACACACUGAUCAUUUACAAUAUUUAAGCAGCUUACUAAAGAGAGAGAUAGAGAGAGAGAGAGAGAGGGAGAGAGUGCGAGAGUAAUAUU
This is a messenger RNA of Carassius gibelio (silver crucian carp), 1922 nucleotides long. RefSeq names its product SLAM family member 5-like. The record is from RefSeq and is a predicted model, not a curated record. Lineage: Eukaryota; Metazoa; Chordata; Actinopteri; Cypriniformes; Cyprinidae. The transcript has 5 exons. Bases 131 to 1027 code for a protein of 298 amino acids.